AUGUCCAGCUCCGAUGACUUCCCCACGCUGGUGAGCUCCUUGCAGGCCUCUACGGUAGAGUGGAACCUGCUCGGCGCCCCCUCCCGCCUCACUGGCUCCGGCGUCUUUAACGGGGCGAGUCUGCACAACAAGUAUCUACGCUUCAUGCAGGUGCUGCAGGAGAUCGAAGAGCUCUUUUCCAUUUACCGCCUGUCACCCAACUCCGUCCUCAUUGCCUGGUGUGCUUCCCUGCAGGAUAGCGGGGUCGCCUCCCACUUUGUGGGGUUACUGGUGGCUCUGACCCUCCAAGGAAGCCUGUCUUAUCUCGCCCUGACGCGCUGCUUGCGGCUCGUCGAUGAGUUUUUGAGCUGGACCACGCGGGUCAACGCGGGCUGCGACGGGAGUACCGACGGUGUUGGAGCGACGGGCGGUCCGAGCUGCCCGGUGCUCGUGCCGAGCAGCGCGGUGGUGAAGUGGGUAGAGCAGACGUGGAGCGCUGUGCAAAGUCUAUCGCGCGACAACGCUGGCACCUCCACGCCCACGGCCACGGCGGGGCUCUGCGGCGCACUGCAGCUGCUGCCGGUGCUGCUGCGGUGGAACGUUGGCCAUUCCCCGCUGCCGGUCUUCCGCAGAGGUCAGCUGCCGCACCCUGUGAACAUGCAAUCGGAAGAGGUUCGCCUGCUCGCCUUCCGCAGCUUACCAGCCAUCGUUCGGCACCAACCGACCACAGCGAUCCCUCAAAGCUACGCGCACGAGAUCAUCGACUACGUGAAACGCGGCUGCGUGAAGAGCAGCGACAUCUUUGUCCGCAUCGCCGCCGGCUCCUCGGUGCGCGGGGUGCUGGAGAACGGUCUUCGCGUGUUGUCCCCAGACGUCGCCUACGCUCUGAUGGACAUGCUGCUCUGCCUGUGCGACGACGUCGCACCCUACGAUAUUUCGGACGAAGUGCUCUACGAUGUGGGUGUCGCCAUGGGCUACCUCCUCGCGUUUUAUCAGAGCGACUUCACCUUGGACUCGUUGAGCGACAUCUUGCAGGCAGCGGCACCACCGUCAAAAGCAGCAGCAGCAGCCGAGGAGCGAAUCGACGCACAUCGCAGAGGGGGCGGUGGUGGGGGAGGGGGAUCGGGUCCCGCAGCGGGCGGGGCAGGGACCGCAGCCGGCGCGAACGCCGGCCACCUCCGCUGGCGGUACUUUGGCGGCGCCGACGCUGUUGAGGGCAGCCGGGUGGUGCAGCGGUGCUUUAACGAGCGCAUGACUCGCACCGCCCAGCGCGCCCUCGCCACGGCGCUCGCGACGCUCUGCAGCGCCUGCUCGACCCCCGCCACGACUUCCAGUGUCAUUCAGUGCUGCUUUGUGCUGCUCGUGCCAAUUGAGGGAGAUGCGCGGGCCUACAUGCCACGGCUGCUGGCGGACGCCAUUCAGGAGUGGGCGCGGCAGCUUCCGUCCAACGGGUACCGUGUGGUGCUGGCGGACGUGCUGCGUGGCUACGUGCAGCAGUCUGGCGAGGACAAGGCCGUGGUGCGCACAGCGAUGGUGGCGCUGCAGGGCGUCGUGCGAACUCUCUCCUCGUCGCUUGAGAUCGGCUUCAACGUUGCCGAGGACGUCCUGGCGGCAGUGAACGCUACGCCGAGCCUCUUGCACACCGGCGUGGAGGUGCUGGGGGCCGUGGCGCGCACCAACACCCUCUACGCACGUCAGCUGCAGCAUCAAUGCGCACGUGCCGACAGUGCCGAGGUGGCCAACACACUGACGUUUCAACUGCACAUCCGGGCCCUGCUGGACGCCUCCAUAAGUGCGACGGAAGCUGUGGAACGAAACGGCCAUGGUGAUCCUCCAUCAAGAAGAGCAGCCGAAGCAGACGACGCCUUUGGUGAGGAGGACCGCGUGUCCCUCGUGCACGUCUGCAUUCGACUUCUCCUGCGCCUCAGCCGCGGCGACCCACCCCGAGCCGUGCAGGACAUCCACUACCGACAGGCCGAGCUCAUCUUCCGUCUGACGCAGCUCAUCUACGACCUCCUGCGCGCCAGCCCCUCCGCCGUUGUUUGCGCUGCACGCGACGAGCUGCAGCCCUGCACGCUGGGCUUCAUGAACCUGCUCGUCAGCAGCCCCGCACCGAGCAUUGCGUUUUACAAGGCGGUCACGGCGGCGUGCGCGAUGCUGCGGCGGGCGCCGGUGGUGAGUGACACAGAGCGGAUGCUCGCCGUGGGCUUCCUAGAGUCCCGCCUCGCCUCCCAAGACGGUGUGGCGCGGCACAACGUGGACGCGACCGGCUCCUCCGCCGCCACCGCGUACUUCGCGGUCAGCAAAGGCGCCUUGUACAGCCUAGUCUCCUGCGCGCCGUGGCCCACCUGCAAGGACGACGGCAGUCUGCGCUGGCUGGCGGCGCAGGCGCUGAAGGACAUUGCGAGGGCGUGCGCGCACUCCGCACCGGUGUUUUCGUUUGAGGAAACGCACGGCCCGGCGGUGGCCGCAGCGGCACAGUCGAUGAAGCUUGUGCGAAGUACGCUGCUCCAUCGCUGUGUGUCCUCCAGCACCAUUUCUGCCUCCGCCGAGACGCCGGCCCACCCCCUCGAGGAGUGCGGCGGAAGCGCGGUGCGGCUGCUGCGCUGGACGCUGCGUCACUUCGUAGCACGCGGUGCGGUGCCCGUGUGCGUCGCGCUGCUCGCGUCGCUCGACACGGAUCUCUUCAAGCUGUACGCCACGCCCGUGAACGCCGCCGCGACGGUGGAGGAGCAAGCUCGCCAGACCGCGAGGCGAGAGGUAGGACUGUGGAACACGCUGUGUACGGUGCAUGAGUUGUUGUUGGAGGCGUCGCCGCACACCGCCGCGGCGUUGUGGGCCAACGCAAAGUGGAAGGCGGAGGUGCAGCGGUGGCACGCCGUGGCCGCGCAGCUGAUCCCCGCCUCUGCGGAGGAGUCGGUGGAGGUGCGCCUGCUCGCCGCCAAGGUGUUAGCCCUGUGCUUGGUCUCCACCGGGCAGGUGGACGUGUUCACCAGCCAGACGGUCGCCGCCGUCGCCCAAGGCUCGCCCAGCCAGUCCCUCCAGAUGGACUCCUUAGGGGCACUGAUGGUGCUGUGCGAGGCCCACAGCCACCCGGGCGAGGCAGCAGGCGACACUCCGGUGGAGUCAAGCCCGACGCUGCCCCUCGCCACCUCGCUGCUCUCCGAAGUGUGGAGGCGACUCGUCAGCGCCGCCCCCGCCACUGGUGCAGCCAACAUCUUCUCUGCUCCUGUCCUCACGCUGCUCUCGUUGCGCCUCGCACAGGUGUACCCGAUGGAGGUGGAGGCGGCUCUCUCGGACAGCGUCGUGGGCGUGCUGCUAACCCCCAUGGCCGCCUCCAACUAUCAGUGGUGGUCCAGCACGACCGCGGUGGGGAUGCUCACUGCAGUUGUGCAGCUCUGGAGCAAUUUUGUGGGUUCGAACAGCGCGGUGGGGUCGGUGCCGCAGACCUCGGCGCUGCUGCUGGUGCAGGAGAGCCUCCGUGUCACCACGCGGUCACAUCAGAUGCCCGUGUCCGCCGUAAAGGCCGCGCUGGACGCCGUGGAAGUGUUCAGUCGCAAUCAGGCCCGCAACGCGGACCGGUGCGUGGCGUGGCGCAGACUGCUGCACCUGUGUCUGACGCACACAACGCACGCCCAGCACGAAGAGGAAGGCGUACCGGGCCCAUUGGCGCAGAACAGAGGCCGCCGUUCUCAACGGCGUGUUGCCGUGCCGGGUGAGGUGUCCAAACGGCUUGCCAGCCUGUGGUGCUGUGUGCUGCUUGGCGACGGCUCGACCCCGCUCGUCACCGCUGCCGUGGCCGACGCCGGCUGCACGCGGCAGCUGACGGUGGUGGAGGUGGCUGUACAAAUCGACCUCGCCGCCGCCGCACCCGUUCGGCGAGGGUGGCUGAAGGUGGCGCAGGCGAUGUGCUCCUCUCUUCUCCCACGCAGCAGCAGCCCUGAUCACGUCGAGGUCAGCCACCACAGCGACGGCGCCAGCACCGCUGUCAGCAGCCCUCCCACAUUGACACUGGCUUUUAAGGGCUUUCUCGACGCCGUGAACACCGUCUUGCAGUCCCGCUCCCCCGAUGUGCAGGUCGACAUUGCGAAGCGGGACACCGACAUGUUCGCCGCGGUCGGCGAGGGCAGCGAGGCGGGCACGGACGAGGCAACAGACGGCGCACGCGGCGGAGGUGGCAGCGACAGCGACGACAUGGAGGACUACGCGGCGGAGUUUGAAAGCGAGGGCAUCGGCGGCAUCUUGAGUGAAGCGGGCGGAGGUGGGGAGCGAGGAGAGGGCAGAGGCGGCGGCACGGCGGCAUCCGCAGUAGACAACAACGCCUCCCUAACUUUUGACGUGGCGGCGAAGGAGGCGGCGAUGUGGGUGCUGUACAGCGUGCUGCGGGGUGUCGGAGGCGACACAGUGCAGACGGAUCAAUCAACGCAACGCACACACGACGUGCGGCGGGCCGUGCUGCCCAUGGUAGUGGCCGCCGCCCAGCUUGUGGAGGUGCACCCCGAAGUGCACAUCGCCACCAUCGCCGUGCUGCACGAAGUCUUCGCCCUGUGGGGCCACGUGACGCAGGUGCAGGAGCUGGCUCGUCCGUUGGCGGUGCUGAUGCCGUGGAAGACGCAGUUGGUGGUGAGCCUCACAACGGUGCUGCAGCACGGUCUGCUCUCGCUGGAGGGGUGCACCGCCUUGGCAGUGCAGUACAGCCGCUGCAACCUCGCCGACACGAGCUCGUGCCGCCGUGUGCUGCGCUCGCUGCUGCUUCUCCUGCACGCCUGCCACCGUCUGCAAGAGCGUCGGCGUGGGUUUUUGCUCGGCGGCAGCAGCGGGGCGGGCCACAUCAUUGUAGCGCUGGCCAAGGUGGCCCAAUCGCCGGCCAUGGCAGCGGAGACGCUGGAGGCGGCGCAGGGGGCGUUUGCACGCACUCUCAUCUCCCCGCCCUGCCAGGCCGCGCUGACGCUGUUGUGUGAGCGCUUUGUGGCGGCCGUGUCCUUAGCGAACGGCUACGUGCCGCCCACCUCCGUCUUCGGUGGUGGAAACUGGCGCGGCGAUGACGACGACGACGAAGAGGACGGCGGUGGUGGUGGUGGCGCCUCCGCAACCUCCUCCGUCUACGGCUCUCGCAUGUCGAUGACGGCUGGUGACGUUCUGCAGGCGGUGGCGUUUAUGACGGAGCGGCCGCUGAGCGCCACGCUGGGGCCGGCGCUGCGCUACGCAACGGGCUGCCUGGCCUGCCUCGUUCUUUCCACGCUGAUCCACCCGGCACCGAUGGAGAAGCGGAUGAGCAGCAGCGCCGUAGCGUCGGGAGAUGCAUUGCGGUAUGUGGUGGCCCUCAGCGGCAAGUUGACGUCGCAGCACCAGCGCAUCCUCGCUCAGCUCGCCCAGCAGCGCCUGCUGAGCAUCGCCUCUUCGUGGGGAGAGCAGCACAUCGCAAGCGACAGCAGCACUGCGAUGGGGAGGGAGAGCACCGCGUUGCUGCGGAUCGCAGCUGUAGCGUCGAUGCCGCGUGCGCAGGCCGAGGACCUUCUGGGCGCCUUUGCUCCACUCGUGGUGAAGGUCGACGCGAGUCAUCAUGCGGACAACUGGGCCGAGGUAGCCGCUUCGCUGCUGUGCGUAGGGAUGGCUGCGGAGUUGGAACUGAAGCGGCUCCUCCCGCUUUUGGAGGCCUUGCCUGCGGAUGCGCUCUCAGAUGUACUGCCCCCAGCGAUGGUGGUACGCCUGGAGCACCUCACGGCGGUGUACGUGCGGAGUGCGGCGGCGGAAGAGGAGGACAGCAUGCGUGCGUUGGCGCUGACGGGGCCGCUUGCGUUGAUCUUGGUGGGCCGGUGUGUCUCCACGGAUGCUCUUCCGCUCACCCGUUCGCCUUUCAUGGAUAGGCAGCUCUGGCCCGCUGUUCUAAAGCUGCUGCGGAAUGCUGCCUGUCCGGUGAGGACCAUCGAGUACCUGUGGUCGCCGCCAGCGGCCUUGGCAGCGGCGGAGUCUCCGCAUCAUGUCUCUCUCCGCGAGUGUUUGGAGCAUCACAAGUCGGAAGCGGCUGUUCUACUCGCCCUCUUCGCCUCCCUGGAAAGCCCCUCUCCUCCCACGACAGCCGCCACGUCUCUGCUCCCUUUAAAAGAACUUGCCACCUUUGUGCUUCAUUGCGGCCCGCUCUUGUGUGGCCUUCUCCUGGCCACGAUGAAGAGCGCAGACCCCGCUGUGCCAGCAGCAGAUAGCCUACACGAGGUUCUGCUGUACGUGGUGACGUUGCUGUCCACGAAACUGGCACCUGCGUACGCCGUCGCAUUAAACGAGGUGGGCCGGUACCUGGUACGCACGGUGGCGCCUGCUCAUAGCGCGGCACUGCGGGAGGCCAUUCGCCGACUGGGAGCUGGCAAGGCGUCCCAGCUGCGUGUAUUCAUGGAAGAGUCGUGUAAAUGA
Messenger RNA from Leptomonas pyrrhocoris, 6387 nucleotides. RefSeq lists its product as hypothetical. The record is from RefSeq and is a predicted model, not a curated record. NCBI's taxonomy places the organism in Eukaryota, Euglenozoa, Kinetoplastea, Trypanosomatida, Trypanosomatidae. Bases 1 to 6387 code for a protein of 2128 amino acids. The transcript has a single exon.